This is a messenger RNA of Esox lucius (northern pike), 3361 nucleotides long. RefSeq names its product sterol O-acyltransferase 2 (gene soat2). Gene Ontology annotation, biological process: cholesterol metabolic process; cholesterol efflux. The record is from RefSeq and is a predicted model, not a curated record. Gene Ontology annotation, cellular component: endoplasmic reticulum membrane. NCBI's taxonomy places the organism in Eukaryota, Metazoa, Chordata, Actinopteri, Esociformes, Esocidae. Gene Ontology annotation, molecular function: cholesterol O-acyltransferase activity; cholesterol binding; fatty-acyl-CoA binding.
CAGUUCACAUAUACACAGACACAGAGUUACACGCUGCUUUUCCCUGAAGAUCACUACAUGGGGACUAGAACCUGAGAACACACACACACACACAAGAGUUACUCAAGUAGGGCUUUGCCCAGAUAAAAAGCCAUCCUGCAUCUUGGACCUGGAGGUACCAUGGCAGACAUAGAUGCAAGCAACCGACUCAAAGACACCAAGUCCACCGAAACAUUAACCAGACUGGUUCACCGAAACGUCAAUAACACCAAAACUGCAGAAAUGAAUGACUGGGAGAAACAUGCUGAGGACUUGGAUUUGAUUCAGUGGAAGAACCAUGUACAGCAAGUUAAGAGCGAGGUCCUGGAACAGAUGCAGAGCCAGCUCAGUGACCUGCUGGACAAGGCCCUAACAGAGUCCUUCCAGAAAUUCAUACAGAAUGGGCACUACGUCACGAAGGACGGGACAGCCUUAGCCAAUAGCACCAAUCCAAACAGAACACAUAUGGAAAAAGAUGGAAAAAUAUUUAUGGAACGACGAUCCAUUCUAGAUGAGCUAUUUGAGAUCAACCACAUCAGGACCAUAUAUCACAUGUUCAUAUCCGUCCUCUUCCUCUUCAUCAUCAGUACACUGGCUGUGGACUACAUCGACCAGGGAAGACUGGUUCUUGAAUUUGAUCUGUUGUUCUAUGCCUUUGGUAAGAUGCACACAGUAGUGUGGGCAUGGUUGUUGAUGUUCAGCUACACCCUAGCUGUUCCGUACUACACCCUUACUCUAUGGGGAUCCCUGGGACCCCCGCAGCCCCCUGAGGCUGGUGCAGACGCUGGGGUGCCCGGGCUGGUUCUCUGCAUCCUGCAGGCUGCCAUCCUGGGGGUCUUCCCUGUAUAUGUCGUCUUUCAUUACCAGCUACCUCCAGCCUCUCGAUUCAUCAUGAUAUUGGAACAGAUUCGUUUCCUGAUGAAAAGUUACUCUUUCAUUCGAGAGAAUGUCCCAGCCAUCCUGAACCACAAUGCAAAAGAAGGAGAGGGGCCCAAGUUCCCAAAGUUCUCCAGCUAUCUAUAUUUCCUGUUUGCUCCCACCUUGAUCUACAGAGAGUCCUACCCGAGAAAUCCCAAAAUUAGAUGGAACUACGUUGGCGUAACAUUUCUUAAGAUUCUGGGAUGCCUCUUUUAUGGCUAUUUCAUUCUGGUCAGACUGUGCGUCCCUGUCUUCAUGAAUAACAGCAACACACCUUUCAGCACCAGAACACUUGUCCUGGCCUUGUUCCACGCUACACUGCCAGGCAUGUUAAUGCUACUUCUGGCGUUCUUUGCAUUCCUCCAUUGCUGGCUGAACGCAUUUGCUGAGAUGCUACGCUUCGCAGACAGGAUGUUUUAUAAGGACUGGUGGAACUCAACAUCGUUUGCCAACUACUACAGGACCUGGAAUGUGGUGGUUCAUGACUGGCUCUAUUGCUACGGAUACAGAGAUUUCCUCUUGCUGUCCAGGAAGAAGUUCCGUACGGCGGCCAUGUUGUCAGUGUUUGCUGUGUCGGCAUUGGUCCAUGAAUAUGUUUUCACAUUGGGCUUCGGAUUUUUCUACCCCGUCAUGUUCUGCCUAUUUGCUUUUUUCGGAGUUGCAUUUAAUUUCACCCUGAAUGACAAGAGGAAGAGUCCUGUAUGGAACAUCAUGAUGUGGACCUGUCUGUUCAUUGGUCAAGGUGUUAUGGUAUGCCUGUACUGCCAGGAGUGGUACGCCCAGAUUCACUGUCCUCGUACUGGGAAUACCUUCUGGGAGUUGGUCACACCCCGAUCUUGGUACUGCCGUUCCCAGGGAUGAAACCACCACAUACAGCUGCUACCAUCCAUAGGUGAAAACCCCCCAAAAAAUGUACAAAUCCCAUUUUUUCCGGUCUUCAAACUUUUUCUUCUACCCUUAUCUACAACUCAUGCCUGAUGAGCAUUUUAAAAUAUCCUAGAAUGAUGCACCUAUUAUUUUUAUCUAUAGAAAACAUAUGUAUUGUACAUGAAGCCUGUUUGUACUGAAUGUAAUUGACAUAAUUAAGGAUAUUUAUAAAAUGUUCAAAUGUUUUAUUGGUUCAAUUUAUGAGAUUUGAGUUUGUAAAUUGUAAAAAUACAGUGGCUCUGAAAAGUUUUCACACAAAUAAUACUUUUUACUUUGUAAAAAAAUGAAAUAAAAUAACAUAUAAUAUGCAGUUUUACCACAGAUCAGCACAAAAAGUCAAUGACAUUAAAGUGGAAGAUAAAAUAUACUCAUUAUUCUAAAUUAAUUAGAAAUACAAGAUAAAAAUUAACUGUUGCAUAAGUAUUUGCACCCUUUAAUAUUUUGUAGAGGCUGCAGUCAUGGCAUGAGUCUAUUUGGAUAAGUCUCUACCAGUUAGCACAUCCGGACAAAACAAUUUUGCAUAAUUUCUCAAACCCAUCAAGCAGGAUGUGGACCUUUGGUGAACAGCAAAUUUCAACUCUUUCCACAUAAUCUCAGUUGGAUUUACAGCUUGAUUUGACUGAGCCACUCCAGGACAUUGACCUUUUUUUUAAGCCACUACAGCAGCUUUGGCGGUAUGUUUGUGGUCUAUAUCAAGCUGAGUCGUCUCCCAUGUCCCAGGUCUCUUGCAGAUUUCAGCAGGUUUUCUUACAGGAUUUCUCUGUACUUUGCUGCAUCCAUUUUGCCCUCUAUCUUCACAAGCUUUCCAGGCUCUGAUGCUGAGAAGCAUCUUCAUACCGUGAUACUGCCCUCAACAUAUUUCCUGGUAGUAUAGUGGUGGCAGCUUGCCCGAAACAUAGUGCUUAUUUUUCACUUUGAUCAGUGGCAUACUUAAAUUUCAUGUUGUAACACAAUACCAUGUGGAAAAGUCCAAGGGGGUGAACACUUUCAAGAGCCACUGUAUUUGUUGAGUAAGGCAUUAAAAUAGACUUUGAGCAAACAUGCAGAAAUGACAGCUAUAAACUGUGUAAUUUAUCAAUACACCAUCAUAACUCAUCAUUUAAACCUUAAAAACGAAUUGAUGAAUACAAUAUCCGGCUGUGGAAGCUCAAUUUCUUGUCAAUCUCUACAGUUCCCAUCUCAAAACAAACACUGUGAAAAUGAUUUCAGCAAAUUCUUGCAGAUGGAGUCAACAACAGACCCAGCUGACUUCUAAGUUUCCCUCUCUGCCCAGAAACUAUAGCAGUACAUGGCAAAUGGGAGUUAUUUAUCAGCCAGCCUUGAACAACCAAAGACAUACUGUCCUUCCCCCAUUUCCGUUUUAACAUUGAUAAAAGGCGGAGUUUAUCAUUUUCUGUGUCAAAAAAAAAUCAUAUUAGAUUUGUUAAUAUAUGCUAUUGUCUGUUCAAGUGUAAUUAUUUAUGAAAAUACAGUAUUAAAUAUGUUUCUUAACAUUGCA